This is a messenger RNA of Perca fluviatilis (European perch), 1419 nucleotides long. RefSeq lists its product as uncharacterized. NCBI's taxonomy places the organism in Eukaryota, Metazoa, Chordata, Actinopteri, Perciformes, Percidae. Gene Ontology annotation, biological process: proteolysis. The transcript has a single exon. Gene Ontology annotation, molecular function: aspartic-type endopeptidase activity. Bases 1 to 1419 code for a protein of 472 amino acids. The record is from RefSeq and is a predicted model, not a curated record.
AUGUUGGCUGACUCUGGGGCUACAUAUUCCUGUAUCACAACUCAGCUUCCCCUAUCAUAUGACAGCACUGUGGUGGUUGGAGUCUCGGGAACGCCACAGAAACAAUUCUAUACCACGCCUGUCCCUGUCACUUGGAGAACUAAUUGCACCACCCAUCAGUUCUUGUAUGCACCAGAAUGUCCAGUCAAUUUACUGGGAAGAGAUCUCCUCUGCAAGCUUGGCAUCACUAUCUACUGCAAUGAAGAGGGUGUGCAUGUCGCCUCCACACCUCCCCCUCUCACUCCAGCCUGCAGAAUUCUCCAUAUGGCCCCAGCCCCAUUGCCACCGGAGGAACCUAUCACCACAGUCUAUUGGCUCAGACUAGAUGGCACUCUCCCACAAACACCUGCUAUACAGUACCAGUAUAUGCAAUGGAGAAAAUGGAUCUCCACACUACAUCCAUACAAAGCACCAUUGGAUGACCUCCAUUGCACUCUCAACUACACAAUCACUCCAGAUGAUUGCUACGAUGACGAUUGGGAGGCAAACAUGGCACUCCUCACUCCCACCAUCUCCACCACUUCCAUGUUCAUUGGCAAAGAAGGAGUUGCAGCUGCAGUUGACCUUACUGAACACAUCCAACCGUGGUAUCAACUAGGUACUGACUCGGCUCCACAUAUCACCCUAGCCAUAGGAUACGCCUAUGAAGCCAGAUCAUUGGGACCAAUGGUCAAAAGAGCCCUGACAUUAACGUGGGAGGAAACCUCGUUGCCACGGAUAUGGAAGGCUAAAGAAGAAGAUAUGUGGUGUAUUUCCACCCCUACCACAGAAACAACUCAUCCUGAAAGGAGAGAACUAGCAAGACACCAUGGCCGCGAGAUGACAGAUAAUCCUGACACAGACAGACUACUGGCCACUGUUCCUGUUGCCCUAUGGACAACUGGUCCGCAUGAUGUGGGGCUGGUAGAUACCUCGCCCAUUCCUAUCACAUUGAAAGAACCCAGUGAGGUCAUCUGGAAACCACAAUACAGUCUCUUCCAAGACCAAACUGAGGGCAUCUCUCCUACUAUCGCUGGGCUCUUGGACUCUGGAGUUCUAGUCCCCACCUGGAGUGACUGGAACACACCUCUGUUUCCUGUGACAAAAGGACCUGGAAAAGGAUGGAGAAUGGUGCAGGACAUCAGACCCAUCAACCAAGCCACGGUGCCAGAUGUUCGGCCUGUUCCAGACCCAUACUUGGCUCUACAGAACAUACAUCAUUCGCACAGUUUUUUCACUGUCAUUGACCUGGCCAAUGCCUUCUUCUGCAUCCCACUCCACCAUGACUCUCAACACAUAUUUUCUUUCACCUUCUGUGGCACCCAAUACACCUACACCAGAAUGCCCCAAGGCUACAGAGACUCUCCUGGCAUUUUCAAUGACGGUCUCGAGAGCACCUAA